AUGUCUCAUGGAAACGUCCCCUCCGCGCCCCUGGGAGAGGCACCCUCCUCCGGCCUGGGGCCAAACCAAGAUCGCAAACUCCCGCCGUCUACUCCGGACUGGAAUAACCUCAGGAUCAUCCACCGGAACACCCUGCCGCCCAGAGCCCACUUCUUCCUGUACCAAAACGCCUGGGAUGCCUUAUCUCGCGAUGUCUCUCUCUCCAAAGCACAGCUCCUGUCCGGAAAAUGGCUCUUCAAUCUUGCCAGGUCACCACUGCAGGGUCCUGUCGACUUCCACAAGCAGUCUCCCGUGCAGCUGGCAGACACACCCGAAUGGGUACCCGUCGCUGUACCCGGAAUGUGGCAGCUCCAAGGCCACGGCAAAGGGCCACAGUACACCAACCUGAACUUUCCCUGGCCUGUCAAUGUUCCUCACGUACCAAUUGAUGACAAUGAAUGUGGCCGCUAUGUAACCCAAUUCUCGCUUGACCAACAGGAUAAGGGCCAUCAGCUUAGGCUACGUUUCGAAGGUGUCGAUGCUGCCUUUACCGUCUGGGUCAACCACCAACAGGUUGGCUACUCCCAGGGCUCCAGGAAUCCAAGUGAAUUUGAUAUCACACAAUUUGUCCGUUUUGAAGACAUCAAUGUUCUCUCGGUCGAGGUUUACCAACGUGGCAUCUUUCGAGAUGUUUGGCUGCACAAAUUUCCCAAGACGCACUUUGAGGACGUUCAGAUCCAGACUGAGUUACACAACAAGUACAAAGAUGCAACACUCCAUGUAGGGGUCAAACUUAACUCCGACGCUAAUGUCACCCUGAGUCUCUUGGAUGCGGACAAUGUCGAGAUUGCGAGAAAGACAAAGGCCGGCGAGGGAACGAUACACUUUGAUGUCCAUGUCAAGAAUCCCCACAAAUGGACGGCCGAAACCCCCUAUUUGUACCAGCUCGCUCUUUCGAUGCCUGGUUGUUCCCUUGCUGAACGGGUUGGCUUCCGCAAAGUUGAACUCAUUGAUGGAGUCUUUUGUGUCAACGGACAACCUAUCAAGCUCCGCGGUGUCAACAGACAUGAACAUCAUCCUGACCAUGGACGGGCAGUUCCCUUUGACUUUUUGAAGGAGGACCUCCUGCUCAUGAAGAGGCACAACAUCAACGCCAUCCGAACUUCUCAUUACAUCAAUGACCCCCGGCUGUACGAACUGGCAGAUGAGCUUGGCUUGUGGAUCUUGGACGAGUGCGACCUCGAGUGUCAUGGCUUGUUUGUUGUGGGUGUGGAUGGUAACAAGCUCACAUCCGACAAUCCGGAUUGGGAGGAAGCCUACAUUGAUCGUGCUCGCCAGAUGGUCAUGCGGGACUUCAACCGCCCAAGCAUCAUCCUCUGGUCUCUGGGCAACGAGUCUGGCUAUGGCCGCAACCACAGGGCCAUGUACAAGUUCAUCAAGAGCCUUGACAAGAGUAGGCUUAUCCACUACGAGGGUGAUUGGAGAGCCGAGUCCGCAGAUGUUAUCAGCAGAAUGUAUCACUCCAUACAAGACACGGAGAAGUAUGCAAAGGACCGCUCGUGGGACAAGCCUGUUGUUCUGUGCGAGUACAUUCAUGCGAUGGGAAAUGGGCCAGGUGCUAUCAAGGAGUACAUUGACUUGUUCUACAAGUACCCGAGACUCAUGGGUGGUUUUGUGUGGGAGUGGGCUAACCAUGGUCUGAGAACCAAGACCAAGGACGGCAAGGAGUACAUGGGAUACGGCGGUGACUUUGGUGACGACCCCAACGAUUACAACUUUGUUCUUGACGGACUCUGUUUCUCUAACCAUACUCCGACCCCCGGUCUCAUUGAGUACAAGAAAGCCAUCGAACCUGUCCAAACAUUGGGCAUUGAGAAGGGUGGUCUCGUCCGAAUUGUCAACCGAUACGAUUUCCUUACCCUUGAUCAUUUGAUAUGCCAUUUGUCGUGGGUAGACGGCUCGGGCUCCUAUAACCUCGGCAUGGUAGAAGUUCCAAAAGGUGAGUAG
This is a messenger RNA of Podospora anserina S mat+, 1986 nucleotides long. RefSeq lists its product as uncharacterized. The coding region runs from base 1 to 1986 and encodes 661 amino acids. NCBI's taxonomy places the organism in Eukaryota, Fungi, Ascomycota, Sordariomycetes, Sordariales, Podosporaceae. Gene Ontology annotation, biological process: lactose catabolic process. Gene Ontology annotation, cellular component: beta-galactosidase complex. The record is from RefSeq and is a predicted model, not a curated record. The transcript is spliced from 3 exons. Gene Ontology annotation, molecular function: beta-galactosidase activity.